This is a messenger RNA of Hemiscyllium ocellatum (epaulette shark), 1078 nucleotides long. RefSeq names its product PAXIP1 associated glutamate-rich protein 1 (gene pagr1). NCBI's taxonomy places the organism in Eukaryota, Metazoa, Chordata, Chondrichthyes, Orectolobiformes, Hemiscylliidae. The coding region runs from base 195 to 743 and encodes 182 amino acids. The transcript has 4 exons. The record is from RefSeq and is a predicted model, not a curated record.
UCAUUGCUGAUCACGUGUCCCAGCGGCCAUUCGACACUCCGCGCGCGUCCGGCCUCUGAGGCGCCGCCGACCCCAACCUCGCUUCCCAUUGGCUUCCCUCCUCUCCCCUCGGAUUGGAUAGACCCCCGUCGCCAGUCACCGGUCUUGCCGUAUCGGCGUCGGUGCUCUCCCUAGUGGACAGGCCCUGACAGACCAUGCAGGUUGAUGAGCCUGGCCCUGUGCUCAGCCUGGCCGAGCUGAUGCUGGAUGUGGAGGAAUCCUGGUGCAUUGACUGCAGUGACGAGGAGAUCCAGGACACAGAGACAUGGACUCCGAGUCCACAGGAGAUCCUGCGCCUGUACGGGACCCUCGCUGAGGAGGGGGGCAGUCUCAAACUGAGCUGCAGACCCCUACCCCGUCGCCCACCGACACCCGAGGCUAACCCCACACACGAGGAAGUGGAGGAGGAGGAGGAGGCUGGAGAGGAGGAGGAAGAGAAGCCUCAGGUACCUACUGAGUUUGAUUUUGAAGAUGAGCCGACUCCACAGAAGUCGUUCCUGGGUGUGAGACGGACCCCAGCAGGUAGCGCGACCAGGACCCAGGGGCGGCAGGCUCGUCUGGAUAAGGUUCUCUUGGACAUGAAACGCCACCGGAAGAUCGAGGAGCAGAUGAUGAAGACUGGCAAGGAUAUCUUCGAGAUGGACCAGGAUGAGAUUCCCAGUCCCGGGAGGUCGAAAGGAAUCUUUCAACGGCGCAACUACUGAGUAAAAUAAGGGUUGGGGGGGAGCGAUGGAGGGAAAUAAAGCAGGACAAGGUCCCAAAGGGGGAAAUGGAGAUGAUUGUGAAUGGACCUCUUGGUUUUUCAGCGAGCCCUGAGAUGACAGGAAUUACGUGUUUGAGCUGUCUGAUGAACACCUUACUGUGCUGGGAAUUGGAGACGGAAAUCCAAUCUGUAACCCCCUGGCGGUCUGCAGGAGGGAAGGGGCUUUCAGGGUGAUGGGGUUUUCUGAGCAGAACGCUGUUCGUUUUGUUUAAAAUUGUAGUUUCCACUCGUUUCAUUGUGCUCAUUAAAAACAAUCGUACUGCCCAGAAACACUAA